Molecule: messenger RNA, 5535 nt
Organism: Numida meleagris (helmeted guineafowl)
Lineage: Eukaryota; Metazoa; Chordata; Aves; Galliformes; Numididae
Gene: ELMOD2
Product: ELMO domain containing 2
Exons: 8
Coding region: 679-1572 (297 amino acids)
Cellular component (GO): membrane
Molecular function (GO): GTPase activator activity
Source: RefSeq, a predicted model, not a curated record
CUUCUGGCAGUUGUAGAGAGUGAUAAGGUCUCCCUUGAGCCUCCUCUACUCCGGACUGAACAAUCCCUGUUCCCUCAGUUGCUCCCCAUAAGACUUGUGCUCCGGACCCUUCACAGUUCUGUUGCCCUUCUCUGGACACACUUCAGAACCCCAACGUGUUGUAGUGAGGGGUAUGGCACAGAGGCCCUCCUCGCAAGCACCCAGCCCAGGCAAAUUCACAUCUCCUUUCUGAUCACGUUUCCCUUGAGUUACAGCGAGAGGGACACAUCUCCAAGCACACAGCUUUGUACAGACUUCAGCAAGCAGCCAUUAAGCGCCUGCGUUAAGGCACCAGCAGAGCGGCGAAGGUGUGCGCUGGUGCCAGGCUGCGGCUGAGGCGGCCACCUGUCCCUGCGCACCGUGCCGCCCCACGACUGAGAGGCCGGCGCUCGGCCACGCAGGGUCCGCACUGCAUCGCACGGCAACCGCGGCGGGAAGGGCUCUGCCCUCCCCUCCCAGUCGCCGCUCCCCGGCGGCCCCGCAGCCGACACUUCCGUCCCCCCUUCCCGGCAUCACUUCCAGGUCAGGAAGGCACCGGGCGGCUUCCGGCGGGAGGCUGCGGGGCGCCGAGCGCUGCCGGCCCGCGGGGCUGAGGGGCGCCGGCAGCUCCGCGUUGAGGGGGGCUCCCCGCGGGCAGAGAUGUUGGUGCACUUGUGGGGGUUCCUGUACAGCAGCUACUUCCGGUUCUGGCUGAAGUGGCUCUGGAGGCUGCUGACGGGGAAGUGCGAGCUGCAGCGCGUCUUUGAGGGCGCGAAGGAGGGCGCGCGGAGGACGCUGGGCAUAGAACGUUCACUGGGAUCAUCAAAAAAUAAGGUUCUAAGAAAUGCUCUAAACGCUGAUGAAACUGAAAUAGAGAAGUGUGUCAGAGAUGUAAUGAAAGAAAAGAAAAUUGAACAGAAGGAUAUCAGGUUUAAGACAAAUCUGCAUAUGUCCUUACUGCAGAUAACAGGUUAUAAAAAACUGUACUUGGAUGUGGAAAAUCUGAGGAAGGUCACGUAUGAUUCAGAUAACGAGGAACACGAGGAACAGUUAAUUGAGCUCUGGAAUUUGCUGAUGCCUCAAGAAAAUCUGAAGGCCAGAAUCACGAAGCAGUGGUGUGACAUUGGCUUCCAAGGCGAUGACCCCAAAACAGACUUCAGAGGAAUGGGCCUGCUGGGAUUAGUGAAUCUGGUGUAUUUUAGUAAGCAUUUCACCAAUGAAGCUCGUCAGAUCCUUUCUCAUUCAAAUCACCCAAAGCUGGGAUAUUCUUACGCAAUAGUUGGAAUUAAUCUGACUGAAAUGGCAUACAGCUUACUUAAGAAUGGUGCUUUGAAGUCUCAUCUGUACAACAUGGUCCCUGGAUUGCCCCAAAUGGAACACUUCCAUCAGUUUUACUGCUAUCUGGUUUAUGAGUUUGACAAGUUUUGGUUUGAAGAAGAACCAGAAAGUAUUAUGCACUUCAACCAGUACAGAGAAAAAUUCCAUGAAAAGAUUAAGGGUCUUCUACUGGAUUAUGAUGUGGUACUAACCUUGCAAAAUACAAAGAAACCCUAACUCCUCUGCAGCAUAUCACAUUCUGCAUCAACAAGGGAAUUAUGCAUUUGGUUGAAAGCUUUGCAAGUUUCACUACGAACUGUAUAACAAUAGAACUCUUUUGCAUAAAAAAGCAAAAAGCAAGCUCAAUUCGGUUAAGAAAGCUCGGACAAUCAACCUCUGUUUACAGCUCUUAUAUGCUAUUCCCCAAAGGACAUUUCUGUGUGUGUGCAUUUAUCUUGUUGUUUAGUUUGGUUUUGUUUUUAACCCCUAAGUCUAAAGAUCCUCCGGAUCAUUUGCUCUCAAUUUCUUUUAUACUUCUUGGUGCAAGAGCAUGAAGCAGACAUUUAUUCUGUAUGGUGUUUUUCAUUAAUAGGUUUAUCUAAUAAUUGUAUUUUAAAGCUUUUUUUAGGUGACAUUUCUGGUUUUAGGCUUUUUGUGUUCUCGUUCUGUACGUGUAGUCAGUCAUCCACUUGUCAGUGUUCUAUUUCUGUGACGAAGGGAAUGCAUUAGUCAUUUACAAUCUUGGAGAAGAAGCUUAGUUCAUCAACAUACUCAUGUAUGUAUUACAAAUUACUUCUGGCUGAGGAAGUUUUCUGUUUGUGGAUUUUUACCAGCAAAUUUCUAUGUUUGGGAAAAGCUUGAUUUGCUGUCAAACAGAAAAAGAAUCAAAAAUCAAGUGUGAGGAUCAGGUCCUCUUUCUGAAAACAUUCCUGCUGUGAAACUUUUCCGUUCUUUCUGAUCUAAGAUGUUUGACUUUGUUGCCAGCCCUUUCUUUUAGCAGGUAAUGGGGAAUUCUGAUUGGGAAGUACAGGAGAGUAAGAGAGUUCACUCAUUAAAAUUAAAAAGAAAAAACCACAGUUGGGUCUUUCAUAUCUAUUCGGUGAAAAUUAACUCCAACUUCUAAUGAAAAUUCAUCUUCAUUUAAGGAUGCAGCUGUGACGUAUUCCUUAACCUUGGCAUCCUCAGACAAUCUAAUCAAUAGGAGUUCAUAUGUGUAUUUUGACUAAUUGUUGCUUAGAGCAGCUUUAAACAGAUUUGGUAAAACCAUCACUUCUUUUUGUAGAACCUACUACUAAACAAGUGCCUUCUGCUUUAUUCAGUCAGUGUUUUAUUUUUAUUCUGUAACCAGAUUGUAGCCUUAGAAGCUCAAGUUAUUUGGGAAAAACUCUUUCAGUAUAUACCUAAGUAGCACACUGGCACAACAUUUUUAUGCUAACAAAAGCUUUCAUGGUUUUUAAUUUUUAAAUCAUCUCAGGUAAAUUAGUUAACUUUAGUCAGUGACUCAUAAUGAUGAGGUUCUUGAAGAACACAGAUUUGGAGCAGGAGAGUAAAGAGACAAACCCCUUUAGGUAACGAGUAAUGCUACACUACAUAAACAGUACAUUUAUUAUUGUCAUAUGUAAUAUUAUGUCUCCUUGGGGAGAUUAAAAACCCACGUGGACGAGGUCCUGAGCAAGCUGCUCUAGGUGACCCUGCUUAAAGCAGGGGGCAAUUGGACCAUGGGGCCUCCAGAGGUGCCUCCCCACUUCAAUAAUUACGUGAUCCUCUGUCGUAUAAAUAGUGACUUCUUGCACUGCAUCCCCCCAGUUGCUCUUGAUCCCUUAAAUGCUUGUGAUCUUUGUAUUAGUGGGAAAGCUCCUGGUCAAGGUAUACAAUAUAUAUACAGGAGGUAAUGCAGUUCUGUCUUCUUUUUAUGGUACUUUAGUUAUUGAUAAUGGUUGAACAGUCCUUGAGUUUACCGUGCACAGGGUGGACAGAGGUUCAGCUCACCUAUGCUGGAUUGAUACUAUUCUACUAAAAAGUAAAAAUUGCUAGUAGUUAGAAUAUGUAUGGUUAUACUAUGGCUUGUAGGCAGAACAGCAGUUCUUUUGCUGCUCCCAGGUACUUGGAGUCUUGUAAUUGUCACCACUGGAAAAACUGAGAUCCUGUGGUGCCGUUUCUCUCUGAUCCCUGUGCAAACUGGACAUUCCUAAAGCCUGACUGAGGGAGGGAGUGGAAAGUGCCCUCUUUCACACUGGCUAGAAAGUUACUUGAGUCCCAGCUUCUUUCAUGUUCGUCUUCUUUAAUGAUUUUUUCCUAUUGCUUGUAGAUCUCAUUUCCAAGUAAAUAGGAUGCAUCUGUUGCAUUACAGAAGUGACCACAAGAUUCCUGCUGCUGCUACCAGACAAGGAGAUCCCAUUUUUGAUUUUCAUCUUCCACUUGCUAGGCAGUAAUGGAGCUGUUACUGUCUCAAAAAUCCCUCUCCUCUAUGGUAGGGUCUGCAACUUUUGGUUUUUUUUUUGGCAGUGGUAGCUAACAGAGCCUACACGCUGGUCUUUCCAGCUUUGAAACUUGUAUUCAGCUCUUGGAUCUCUAGGUAACUGCUGUCUAACUACUGCCAAGGCAUUUCGAGCCCUACCAUCAUGGUUUAGUUUUCCUGUCACUCAGUGAACUCAUCUUAGUAUAGAAUAUAUGUUGAGGUCUGUGAAAUGUAUCUUCAUUAGCCUUUUUUAAUUACAAAAUGUCAACUCAGCUGUGAGCAAUAUAUAUGGGAAUGCAUUAGUUUCUAUGUAGUAUUUGUUUAAGAUGAGUAUUUGCUAGACUUCACUUUCCCAGUAUACGGUUAGAACCUGCAUGUAUUUUGGUGUGAUCAGGUACCCCAGUUCUUCUGAGAGUCACUGUGUGUAGAGUAGUACCAGCUCUCCCUGUUAUGCACUAAGUGUAUUGUGGUAGUGACUAGAACAUGGGGCGGGGGGAGGUAAAACUGCGUUUAGGCAAGGGGAGAAGAGUGUUUAGAACGGUGUUUUACUAGCCAGUGUAUUUCCUACCAACUCUUGUUACAGAAUGACAAUCCUAAGGCUAUGGAAAAUUCAAAAGGGAGGUAAGCGCCUUUCUGCAAGUUGAUAUGAUCAAUUUGUUUAACAUCAGAACUUGUUGCUCAGAGUUUAUUCUAAGAAUCUUAAAGGUUAAAGCUUGGGAAAUUCUCUUGCUGGUAUUUAUUAAGUGUCAUGUAUUACCUUACUGGAACAUGUAAGUAUUGUUAGUGUGCUAACAGGCUGCAUCUUCAAAGCGUUCACUACACCACGGCUGCUACGUAGUCAUUUUAGGGGAAAAAAAUCAGACUGAACACAAAGUGGUUCUCUAAUUUUUUUUUGUUCUUGUAGCCACCGUUUAGCCAACUACCUCUUUCCCCUUGUCCAAGCGUAUGCUUCAAAUGUGGUAUCGCACCAUGAGCGAAGUCAUCUGAAGAGAUGUAAAGACUGUUGUAAAUCAAGGUUGAAGCUGGUCUUUCAUUAAUUAAACAUGUGGCUUCAUACAUAACCAACUUAACUGGAAAGCAUGAUUUGAAGACAGUGCUACCUAAGAAACAAAAAUGUUUUUUAACUGCUGCUUCUGCCAUCUGAUAGUGCAGACAAUGGGAUGUCCUGUCCUAAAAGGACAGUAGGAGACGGGGCCAAUUUAAGCACCUCGAGUCAUUUUGGAUUUUCACUCGCUGGGGUAAAACAAACAGAAAACAACCCCCAAGCAUUCAUGUCCUAGAUUUUUCCAUCCUAGUUUAAAUAUUUAAAAACAACAACGUCAGUUAGCCUUGUCUUAGGAAUUAUUGUGAUGGAGGAAGUUUGUGCUUGGUUACGUGGGAAUUCAGUAGUCACGAUUAUUGAAAAUAUGACUAGUGAAUUUUUUUGGUCCUACCUGUUUGUUUUGUGUUGCUGUAGUGCAGUGGUGAUCUGUCUUGGGACUGAUGUUUCCUGUGCCAGUCUACAUAUUGUCUUUCACUGGGGAAGGGGGUGGUGGAGGGGGGAAAAUAAGAAAAAGUUGCCUGAGAGCGCUGCUGCUGGGCAGCUUCUUCUUACCACACUGUGCUUAGAUAACUGCAUACUAAUAGAAAUUUAUGUUUACCACAGUAUAAAAGCAAUAAUGUAAACUGUGAUGUCUGUGUAAUGGAAAAACAUAUGUUUACAAUGGUAGCAAAUAAAGAACAAGUUAUUAAAAAUACCAUCA